Molecule: messenger RNA, 3007 nt
Organism: Populus nigra (black poplar)
Lineage: Eukaryota; Viridiplantae; Streptophyta; Magnoliopsida; Malpighiales; Salicaceae
Product: J protein JJJ2-like
Exons: 4
Coding region: 272-2563 (763 amino acids)
Source: RefSeq, a predicted model, not a curated record
CCCCAAUAAAUAAAUAAAUAAAUAAUAAUAACCAAACGAUCGAGGGAGGAGGAGGAAACUAAAGGGCAGAGACAAGAGACCAUCUCGCCGGAGAGGGAAAGUGUAGGAAUCGCUGUAACUUCGUGGCCGUUUCCGGCCACCGCAUCUCCCUCCGUCGCUGCUGUAACCAUGAAUUUGCACAAAGGAACAGGGUAGCUGAGCUUUGUUGAAUCUGAAAUCUGCCUUGGUGUUUUAGUGUUUUGCUUAAAAAAGGAGAGUGAGAGAGCAUAAAAUGGAAUGCAACAAAGAUGAGGCCACCAGGGCCAAAGAGAUUGCUGAGAAGAAGUUCUCGGCGAAAGACAUUGCGGGGGCAAAGAAAUUUGCUCUGAAGGCCCAGAACUUGUAUCCUGGACUUGAAGGGAUUCCUCAGAUGAUGGCUACACUUGAUGUGUAUGUUGCUGCUGGGAACAAAAUAAAUGGGGAAGCAGAUUGGUAUGGGAUACUUGGUGCAGAUCCACAAGCAGAUGAUGAGGCGGUGCGGAAACAUUAUAGGAAGCUGGCUCUUAUGCUUCAUCCUGAUAAAAACAAGUCUGUUGGAGCGGACGGUGCAUUUAAGUUUAUUUCCGAGGCAUGGAGUUUAUUGUCUGAUAAAACCAAGAGGAUGGCAUAUGACCAGAGAAGAAAUGGGAAAGUAUUUCAAAAGAGUUCAUCUUCUUUUGGGCGUUCAUCAGCAAAACCAGGGUCCAAUGGGUUUUUCAAUUUCACCAAAUCGAGUGUGAAGACGAACAAAAGCACUUCUCGAACUGGCCAUUCUUCAACUCCUGCUUCAUCUUAUAAGACGAAACCCAAUACCUUUUGGACUGUCUGUCAUGGAUGCAAGAUGCAAUACGAGUAUCUCAGAGUCUAUCAUAAUCAUAAGCUACUAUGUCCUAAUUGCCAUGAGCCAUUUCUAGCCGUUGAAAUGCCACCCCCUCCUUUGCAUGCUUCUAGGUCUGCUGCACCAUCGAGUUCUUUUAAGCAGCAGCAGAACUCAAACCAUCAAGCUGCUACUAGCAGAAACACAUCUCAUUCUGGAAGGAGUAAUGUUGCCUCUUCAAAUUUGGGAGCAGGGGGAUCCAGUGGUCCUGAUUCAAAUAACCAGGGAAACUUUCAGUGGGGCGCUUUCUCUAGAGCUGGUGGUGCUACAACUUCCGCUCAAGCUGUAAGUGUGGUCCAGCGGGCAUAUGAAAAAGUGAAGAGAGAGCGCGAGGAAGCACAGGCAGCUACAAAAAGAGAGGAGGCCAUGAAGAGAAAGAAUCGUGCUGCUUCAAAAAAGAUGUCUAGUGCAUCUUCUAAUGUACAUUCUAAUGCUGCUAAGAGAAGAAGAGGCAUGGAAGAUGUUGGCCAUGGAAACAACGGAAGUCCAUUUACAACGGGAUUUGGAGGAGCUGGCACAGCUAAUAUAUCUGGAUUUAGGCAGGGAAGUUCUGAAAAUAGGGUGAAUGGAAUCACUAAGCCCUACGGCAUGAGGGAUGUCUCCAAGUUUGAAACUCAAACCGUACUAAUGGAGAAGGCAAAGACAGACAUUCGCAAGAAUAUAAAUGAAUGGAAGUCCGCUACAGUAGUUAAAUCUGCCCCCGGAAAGGGGGUGGAGAAUGAGAAAGCAAUUGAUCAGGGGAAAAAUUCUUUGUCAAACCCUGAUGACAUAACUGACCAGAACAAGUCUGUGGAUAUGGAAAAUGUAGUCAAUGACAUCAAAAUUUCUCCCAUCACUUCUGGCAUGAAGACAGAUGCUGAAACUUUGGAAACGAUGUCAAUAAAUGUCCCAGAUCCUGAUUUUCACGAUUUUGACAAAGAUCGAACUGAAAGAUGUUUUGGGGAAAACCAGGUAUGGGCUGCAUAUGAUGAUGAUGAUGGGAUGCCCCGGUAUUAUGCUAUGAUCCAAAGUGUAAUUUCUUUGAAUCCGUUCAAAAUGCGGAUCAGUUGGCUUAAUUCUAAAACUAAUAGUGAACUGGGCCUCCUAAAUUGGGUUGGUUCUGGCUUCUCAAAAACUUGUGGCGAUUUCAGAGUGGGCAGAUAUGAGAUAUAUAACUCACUCAAUUCCUUUUCACACAAGGUUAGGUGGAUAAAAGGAACAGGUGGGGUGAUUCGUGUAUAUCCGAGGAAAGGGGAUGUUUGGGCUCUCUAUAGGAAUUGGUCCCCUGAAUGGAACGAGCUGACAGCAGAUGAGGUGAUACACAAGUAUGACAUGGUGGAAGUACUUGAAGACUAUAGUGAAGAACUAGGUGUAACUGUUACUCCCUUGGUAAAAGUUGCUGGUUUCAAGACUGUGUUUCACCAGCAUUUGGACCCCAAGGAAGUCAGGAGGAUCCCAAGGGAAGAGAUGUUUCGAUUUUCACACCAUGUUCCCUCAUACUUGCUUAUGGGUCAAGAAGGUCCCAAUGCUCCGAAAGGUUGCAGAGAGCUGGACCCAGCAGCUACUCCAUCAGAACUUCUUCAGGUUGUGGUAGAUGUCGAGGAAGAAGAGAUUGUGGAGAAUGGGGGAAAUAAAACGGAGAGCAAAGAAAGUAAUGAAGGAAAGAGCCAGUCACCUGUAACUUCAUGACCAUUUCCAGCUACGGGAUGUCCCUCACUGUUAACCAUGACUACAUCAAGGCAUCUUGCGGAUAUGAAAGUUGACAGAUUUGAAAAGAACAUUACCAAGAGAUGAGCGUGCCUGAAACAACCAAGAAAAAAGGGAAAGGACUAUCCUGUUGGUCCUGUUCUCCUUGGAUUCUUCAUGUUUGUUGUCACUGGAUCAUCAGCUCUAUUCAAGGUAAUCAGGACAGCCACAGGAGGAGGCAUGGCUUAAACUGUCACUGAUUUUGGGAGAUGGCAGCAGUGGAUGGUUGGUUGUUUCGGUUCCCUUUCCUAAUAGCAUGUAGGAUAGAUGAAGAAUACAUGUACUAGAUCAAUGUUUGCCCUUGAACUGAAAGAACUCCAACGUUCGAUUAAAAAACUUGCUCUUCACCGUGACUGGAUAAUUAAAACUGUUCAUUUUAGUUUUGCA